CCAUAUCUUGGUAUUCAUCCUCCACUUUGGAUAUUUUUCUUAUGCAUCGUCAUACGGAAUUGAAUCGGCUCUACGAUUGACUCGAUUUUAACAUUAAUAUAUUUACCUCUCUUCUUAAUUAAUACCUCUAUAUUUGGAUUUGAAAGGGCAAUCUCUGCAUGCCAAUAGACAUGGAUUCGCCCACCUCGGAGGUACGAACCGAGUCGAGAGCCGCGAGGAAACCCAAACGCAAUCGAGUUCUUCGAACUUAUGGAAAACGCACUUCAACGAGUGAACCGCCACAACCUACCCCGAAAAGGCGAUGCAUCGAGGAUAUCAACAAAGCUAUAAUAUCGAACGAUGAGGCAAUAGAGUCGACAUGUGAUGCCGGCAUUCCCCCUUCGCCUAUACUACCUCCCGUUCAACCUAUAAGGAAAGGCACGAUUAUGAGCUACUUCAAUGUGGUUUCUUCGUCGAGUCGCGCGCUCAAUUCGUCGGAGCCAUCCUCUGAGCCAGUUGAUCCCAUAAAUACACCUCCAUCAUCCCCUCCUAUGCCUACCCUGCCGCGGAAGAAUCGACGAAGACUCACCACUCGUAUAACAUCUCGAGCUACAUCGGAAGAAUCGAACGCGGGAGAGACGAUAAAAAAGGAUGGAGAAAAGGAAAGAACGAAUGACGUUGAUAUUGGGUCGUCCAUGUUGUCCACCGGCUCAGCAGCAGUUUUAUCAGAAGUUUCCUCGGAGAUACUCAACCUACCGGUCACAGAGCAAACAAAUCUGCCAGACAUUAAGAAGUGCGAACGGAGCACGAAGAAGGCUUCCAAACCCGCUACAGUACAAACGACGUUAAGUCUUUCAAUGGAAGAUAAAGGGUUCAUUGAAUGCAACGAAUGCAAUAUGCUAUACAACCCUCUACACAAGCAAGAUGCGAAAUGCCAUGCUAGGCGUCAUGCGGCAAUGCUCAAGGCGAAAUCGAGUAUCUAUGACAAUAACGAAAUAUUGGAUUGAAUGGCAUCAUCUCAUUAUGAGGAACCACACCGCCGUUCAACCUAUUUAUCAUAAUAAUCAAUAUGCAGCUUUAAGCCGUCCAACUUAAAACAUAAGUUAGCUAACAAAUACAUCUACCUACUUAGGAUGUGAAUAUUUUUAUCUAUGAUAGGAGGGAUACACGCUGAGUGGUAGAGCAAAUAUCGUACUGUUUACGAAAUAUGCGGUAUCGACGCAUUCCAAUUCACCCUCUAUUCGAUGUGCCUAGGCCGAUAUCACAGCGGACGGGGCGUCUUUCCUAUCGGAAUACCCAGCACUAUUGUUAGAAGCAGAGUUUGAGGUCACCUUCAUACACCCGCACGAUCAUCCGCAGCAGAAAGAUUGGGAGAAAAAAGUAAAAGUACCGCAAAAGGGCGUUUGCGCAGUUUGACGUCCAUUGAGGGAUAACGACCUCCGAAGUCGCU
Messenger RNA from Daldinia vernicosa, 1429 nucleotides. RefSeq lists its product as uncharacterized. Lineage: Eukaryota; Fungi; Ascomycota; Sordariomycetes; Xylariales; Hypoxylaceae. The record is from RefSeq and is a predicted model, not a curated record. The transcript has 3 exons. The coding region runs from base 159 to 986 and encodes 275 amino acids.